AUGCGAGUUGUGAAAUUCCCUUGGGUUAAGCAUACAGAAGGGCCCAGGACGUUUGAAAUCUACUCUGUGUCGGUAUCUCCAGACGGAUCGAGGUUGGCUACAGGUGGAUUGGAUGGUAAAGUCAAAAUAUGGUCUAUCGAUACUCUUGACAAAUACAAAGAGAAAGAAGACAGAAACGCUGUUUUGAACCCAAAUGAGUGUAGACCAUUAUCCUCAAUGACAAGGCACCAAGGUGCAAUCACAUGUGUUAGGUUUUCUCCCAAUGGGCGGUUUCUUGCAUCGGGAUCGGAUGAUAAACUUGUUUUGAUAUGGGAGAAAGACGAGGAGAAGACCAAAAUUAUGUCGAUGCAUCGAAACGAGCUGGCGGAUGAUCCGAUAUUUGAGGGCAAUCAAAAUGAGUUGAAUGAGUCUGAUUUGGAGCAUUGGACGGUACGGAAAAGACUAGUAGCCCAUGACAAUGAUGUUCAGGAUAUGGCCUGGGCUCCAGACUCGUCGAUUUUAGUCACGGUUGGAUUGGACAGAUCUAUUGUUGUAUGGAACGGUAUGACGUUUGAGAAAAUCAAGAGGUUCGAUAUCCAUCAGAGCCAUGUUAAAGGUGUGAUAUUUGAUCCAGCAGGUAAAUAUUUUGCAACCAUGUCGGACGAUCGUUCCAUGCGUAUUUUCAGGUAUCGGAAAAGUCUAAACAUCGAAUCAAAUGGUAAUGAUAUUGAUUUUGUUGUUGAGCAUGUCAUCUAUGAACCAUUUGCUAAAUCGCCAUUGACAACCUAUUUCCGCCGAUCCUCGUGGAGUCCUGACGGGUUGUAUAUUGCAGCUCCUAAUGGUAUGAAUGAAGGAGUCAAUGCAAAUGUUGUUAUUAAGAGGGGUAGCUGGGAGAACGAACUAAGCUUAAUUGGACACAGAUUACCGUGUGAGGUAUGUUCUUUCUCUCCAAGAUUAUAUGAUCCUACAUUUAACGAUAAAGACACACUAUCGACUGAGACAGUACUCAUUACUACAGGACAAGAUAGGUCUAUAGCAUUAUGGAGCUCUAAAUGUGCUACACCAUUGGCUGUAAUUACAGAAGUGUCGAAAAAAUCUUUAACAGAUGUUGCUUGGAAUCCCAAUGGACUAAGUGUUUUCAUUUGCGGAUUGGACGGUAACAUAAUAUCCUUAUUUUUUGAUGAAGGAGAACUGGGUAAUGUUGUUCCCUUGGAAGAAAAUAAUAAGGCUUUAAUCAGAUAUGGUAAAGAUCGUGAUAUGUACUUCCCGGAAAGCGUGGAACAAUUGAAGUUGGAAGAAUAUGCAGCCAAAAGAGGCCUCGUUGAAGGCAGCCUUAGUGAAUCAGAUCGAGUUGAUAAAAAGAAGUCAAUGUUGCAUGAGAGAUCAAUGGAUUCACAGACUUCGAAACAAGAGCCAAAUAAUGUUAAAAUGAACAUCCUUAUUCCACGAUCCAAAAAACAUCCAAACAAACAAAUGCCAGUUGCAAAAAUCCAACAGGUGCAGCCACAACAACCAAAACCGGAAUCUAAAAUCUCUAGGGAGAACACCCUUUCUCUAAGAACACAGAAAGUUACAAUUACAAAAUCGGGGAAAAAAAGGGUUGCACCUAUGCUGAUAUCCGCUAACUCAUCCAACUCUGGUAAUACAACACGUAUCCAAUUCACUUCAUCUAAUGCUUCAACGCUAAAACAGAUAAAUGCAAAAAAGAGAACCGACCUAUCGCAGAUAAUGGCCGUGCCUUUCCCCUCCCUUCCAAAGAGCGGAUUGUCUACCUUAGUUUCCUCCUUGCGUGCCAGGAUUGCUGAUGAUGAUGUAGAAGCCGAGAAUUCGGAAAAUGCAGUUGAUUACAUAGCUGAAACAAAUCAGCACAAACCUCCAAGCUCAAAAUCAAAGGCGAAAACAAACGGAUUUGACCAUAAAAGAAAUGGUAACUUCCAUCACACGUACGAUGGAUACCAAACAAAAAGAAGAAAAACAGCUUGUCCAUCCUGGCUCAAAAAUGCUAUUGUUAAUCCCAUCACUAUAUAUGGUGAAAAGUUUGCAAAUGAUGAAGUUAUAAUUGAAACAAGCAAUUCAAAAGAUCAAGUUUUGGAAGCCAGAUUUGAGUAUAAUAAUGAGUAUAAGUAUACCAAUACAAAUCAUAACAUUCCUGAUAAAAAUUGGAGUGAAUUGGACUCUCUCUCUAGAUUGAUCACAAAGUCGAGAUCACGACCUAACUGGGAAUUCUUUCUCAAUCACAAAGUAUCGGCAAUUGCUGACUCCAGCGUUGAUGAUAUUGACUACUGGUGUCUAGGAACUGAAAAUGGUCGCAUAUUAAUAAUUUCGGCAACAGGUCGGCAAAUUUGCUCUACAGUUGAACUUGGAUCGAACGUGGUGAAAUUAAUAUGUCACGGUCCCAAAGUUCUAAGUGUUUGUGAAAAUGGGAUGAUUAAUUCUUGGGAGUUCAAGAACAUGAAGAAUGGAUACUUGAGUGGUAAAUCAAUUGUUGAAAACUUAAGCUUGGCACCACUAAUAAAUAUGCACUCUACUGUUACCGAAAGUAGAAAGAGAAUUGAGUUAGAUACAGUUGUAGAAUCUUUGUUGAUGAGAGACAACGCGUGUCCUCUGGUUGUGAUUAGCCACAGUGACAAGAAGUGUAUAUACACAUAUGAUCUGGGUUUGGAAGCUUGGAUUGAGGUAUUUGAUAACUGGUAUAUCAAAUUACUUCAGCUUACAACAUCGGCUAGUUUAUCCAUCACUAAGGAUAGACUAUUCUCGUUAGUUAUAUCCAGAAUUAUGCGUGACCCUGACUUUGAAGCGUCGGGUUUAACAAAUGACAAACAAGUGAUUGAAUCUGUUAGAAAGAGUUUGGUCUCAUUGAAUGAGGUUGUUGACCAGUGUAUCAAUAAGAGGUAUGAAAAUUUAUAG
This is a messenger RNA of Pichia kudriavzevii, 2886 nucleotides long. RefSeq lists its product as uncharacterized. The transcript has a single exon. Gene Ontology annotation, cellular component: nucleus; HIR complex. The record is from RefSeq and is a predicted model, not a curated record. Gene Ontology annotation, molecular function: nucleosome binding; protein binding. Lineage: Eukaryota; Fungi; Ascomycota; Pichiomycetes; Pichiales; Pichiaceae. Bases 1 to 2886 code for a protein of 961 amino acids. Gene Ontology annotation, biological process: regulation of DNA-templated transcription; chromatin remodeling; DNA-templated transcription.